This is a messenger RNA of Penicillium robsamsonii, 1467 nucleotides long. RefSeq names its product putative MFS transporter. Gene Ontology annotation, molecular function: transmembrane transporter activity. The transcript is spliced from 9 exons. Lineage: Eukaryota; Fungi; Ascomycota; Eurotiomycetes; Eurotiales; Aspergillaceae. Gene Ontology annotation, biological process: transmembrane transport. The record is from RefSeq and is a predicted model, not a curated record. Bases 1 to 1467 code for a protein of 488 amino acids.
AUGGUGAACCCCUCCAUGGAGAAACCCUCCCCUGUCUACUCUACACACGAUAUGACAGUUAGUGAGUUGUCAUCGCCUGAGACACAGGGAUCGAAGGAAUGCGAUUCCAAUUCAGAGGUUGAAACCAAGGAUCCCUUGAACCCAAGGAAUUGGCCUUCGUCGCGAAAGACCAUGCUCUUUGUAUCGCUGAUGACGAGCUCAUUGUUGGCAGAUGGGGCUAUGGUCUGGGGUGGAACGCUAGUCACGGAGCAGGCCAUGGAUUGGAAUAUUUCAAUCACUCACUCGGCGACGAGUAUGAAUUAUGGAAUUCUGCUGCAAGGGUUUGGAGGAAUCUUUGUUGUUCCACUUAUUGAAGCAUACGGUCGGUUGCCUAUCUGGUUGUGGCCUCAGGUAAUCACCAUGUUCAUGGUGCUGGGUGCUACUCUCUCCAAUGAUUGGUCUACCUUCACGGCUUUCCGCUCUUUACAGGGUCUGUUUGGGACAGUGCCCCAGGUAAUUGGACUUCCGAUCAUUCAUGAUAUGUAUACAUCGGCUGAAUGGCCGCGCAUGAUCAAUAUUUGGGGCACCACCUUCCUCGUCGGACCAUUCCUCGGUCCCGCGAUCGCAGGAUACAUCGGCGCCGGAUCAGACUGGCGCACCUCCUUCGGAGUCCUAACAGCCAUCUAUGGCGCGUCCACGGCUAUGGUGGUCCUCUUCGGCUAUGAGACAUACCAUGAGCCUGGAAGAAUGACCAAGCAGUCGCGUCUCGCGUCUUAUUUUGGAAUUGGCAAUACACUGCUUCCCAAGGGAUCGACGUUGAGAUACUGGUGCCGAACAGUCGUGGUCUAUGUGUUCAAGUUCCCGUUGUUAAUGACGGGUAUCGCUAUCUUGGUAACAUUUACCUGGCCAAUUGGAAUCACAACCACCAUCGAUAGCUUCCUGCACAGCCCUCCAUACUUGUUUGACACGAUUGAGGCAUCAUCGAUGCGAUUCGCCGGCGUGAUUGGGGCUUUAUGUGGCUGGGCGGUUGGCCACUUCUUCAACGGCUGGAUCUUCAAGCGCCAUAACUCAACUUGGCAAACCGAGCUCCGCCUCCACGGCGUCUGGAUCCCGAUAGGUAGCAUGACAAUCGGUCUGCUCACCUACGGAUUAACCAUGCAUUUUGGUAAGCACUGGAUUGGGAUAGCCAUUGGAUGGAUCCUGGUGAACAUCGGCAUGGUUGCCACGGUUGUUGCUAUCUCAUCUUAUGCAUUGGAAAAAUACCCGGAGCAGGCGACCUGUGUCUCGGCCAUUUUGAAUAUGUGGCGCACCUGUGGCGGGUUCGCGGUGGGAUACUUCCAGCCUGCGUGGAUUCAGCGCAAUGGGCUCGGGCUGGUUUUUGGCAUUCAGGCUGUUGUUGUGUGUGUCGCUGUUGCUUUGACCAUCACUCCUGUGUUCUUGUGGGAACGGAAAAGGCGUUUGAGAGUUGAUGCUGAAGCUGAAGGUUAA